Purpureocillium takamizusanense is the source of this 2222-nucleotide messenger RNA. RefSeq lists its product as uncharacterized. The transcript has 5 exons. Lineage: Eukaryota; Fungi; Ascomycota; Sordariomycetes; Hypocreales; Ophiocordycipitaceae. The record is from RefSeq and is a predicted model, not a curated record. The coding region runs from base 42 to 1904 and encodes 620 amino acids.
CCACACAACCGCGACUGCCUCCCACCUCGACCAAAUCCAACAUGGCGGCCGCUGCUGAUGAUGACUCGUCCGACCUCUCCUCCUUGUCGUCCCUGUCGCCCGCGCCCUCGGACGACGAGAUGGACGCCGACCCCGUGAAGCCCAAAGGCUCCAAGGCUGGCAUCCUAAAGUUCUUCCCGAAGCUAUCGGACCAGCCCCCCAAGGAAGCGUCGCCACCACCGCGCAAACGGUCCCCGUCCCCGCCGCACGAGUACGUGCUCGCAGACAAUCCUGACAUUGCGUUUAUUGUCAUGUUUCGAAACCGAUUCAGCGAUGCCUUUCCGAAAUCCCUCGCACACUUCGGACCGCAAGAGCUCGAACGCGACAUCGUCGAGCCUAUACCCGGUGAUCGCGUCGAGCACUUUCUAUGCGCGGUCCUCGGCCUAUUGCUGAAUCGCAAGCAAGAUGUCAAGCCAGGCCACUACGGGCGAGCUUUGGAAGACGCGAUUGCCGGCAACCGAAACCAGUGGCCAGCGGCUUGGGAAGACAAGAACCCGCUGUCGGGCAACGCGUCAUUCAACUCCAUGAUCCCAACGGAAAGGCUCACUCUACUGCGAGCCCUGAUACUCUGGGCCAUGGCGUCGUCCGACACCCUAAAGGGCCUGAUCAACCAGUCGUAUAAGCAAAACCGUCACGAGGAUGACCUGAAUCAACCAAGAGCUGUGCAGCCCUGGGGCUCAGACGGCGACAAACGCCGCUAUUUCCUCGUCGAAGGACAGGAUGACACCCACUUUCGCGUCUACCGUGAGAGCAAUCCGGCCGGUACCAAUCGCACGUGGUGGAGCGUCGCUGGCAGCAUCGACGACUUGAAAGCGUUGGCCGAAAAGCUCGAUACCAAGGAUGGUGGUCCAAAGGCCAGGAAGCUGAGCCAUAAGAUCCUCCAAGUCAUCCCACGCUUUGAGGCAGGUGAAGAGAAACGCAAGCGCAGGGAGUACCGACAGAUGCGCAAGGAGCAAUUUAAGCGACCCGAACCUGGCUUCUCCCUAUACGAAGGCCGCACACGUGGCAAGCGCAUCAAGUACACCUACUCCGACGACGAGGACAUGUAUUCCGAUUCCACUGGCUAUAGGCGCUCUGCACGCAACACUGGCACGACCACUCCUGCAGACUCCGGACCAGUGACCACGUCGAGUGGGCGACAGAUCAGGGCUCCUCCGCGACUGAACAUGGUGGCUGGUGCCAGCGCCCCCGGAAGCGUGCACGGCGAGGGGUCAGAAGUCGACAGAGACACAUCUGCGGGACCGUCGGGACGGCCUAGACGCUCCGCCGCGGCACACCAAAACGGCAUGAAUGGUUGGGAUGACGGCCACUCGCAGCAGCCAUCUGCCGGCACGGAUGACGAGGAGAGCGAGGCCGAAUUUGGCGACGACGAGGGGGAUGCUCAUGUCCCCGAGGAAUCGGAAGACGAAGACGAGUUUGACGAUGACGAGGCCAUGGUGGAAGAUGACCUGGACGACCAUCCACAGAGCUUAGUGGUGAAGCUCUCGGUCACACCGCCAAAGCUGAGGACUGCACUGGCUCCGGUGGGCCAGGCAACUGCCAUGUUGCCAACGCCCGACGCUCAAGACUGGAAGAGUAACGUGAGCACCCCGAGAGGGCCUGCCGUCGACACGGAGGAGUCGCCGAUCCAAGACUCGAUCUCGGUCGCGGCUGGGUCAUUGAAGGAGAUCUCUGAUUCCUCCCCUCUGCCCGCUGGAGUUGAGAGGCAUGCGACCCCGCCGCCUUCGGACCAGCCCUUUGAGCUACAGCGCCCUCCUACGAACGGACCGGUGGCUGCGGCCUCGCUGGCAUUUCGUGGAAGCCCGGAGAAGCACCAGGCACAACCGUUGCCGCCACCGGUCGUUUAUCUUUCUGGUCGGGAGUAAAUGUAAUGGUACUGAUGAUGGCUUUGGAGUUGGGUCUCAGGACGAUGGCGUACGGUACGGUAUAGAGGGUCUCGCUUUCGAGAACGCGUUGGAGGUGUCACUUUGGGGGGACACAGGGGCUUUGCACGCGUAAACUCGUCCGAGGCUGGGGAGGGCUGCUUUGGACCAUCGCAAGGGUAUAUGGAGCCCUUACUGCCCGUGGAUAUUGCAACAUGGCGCCGCUGGCAACAUUCAUGCCGGCGGUCAUGUUGAUGGCGUCCUAUGUAACAUGACAGAGAAGCAAUACAGACGCACCCCGCGACACCAUUUCAGGUGUUG